AAUUCUCAAGAGAAAAAGAUGCCCAAAUGUGUAGCCCACGGACCAGGAUGCCUUUGCGGCUUCCUUCUCCAAGGUUCUCCAUCUUCUGGAACCCUCCCGCCAUAGCCCUUCUUCUUCCACCUUCUUCAACCUCCACGCUUCCAUUUCUCUCACUCACAGUCUCCUCCGCCAUGGCCAUGGCCAUGCCCUUCUCUUCCUCCUCUUCCAAUACCCCCCUCGACCAAGACGAUCCGAACCUCUCGCAGGUCCUCAAAUACCACACCCAAACCAAGCACGCCUUCUCCAGCUACGCUAGAGGCCCCCACGGCCUCGAUUGGGCCAAUCAGCCGAACCCCUUCCGCCGCUACAUCGCCGCCCCUCUUCUCCCUCUUUCCCAUUUCCCGAUUCUCAAGCAAUCCGCCGCAUCGGAGGAUGUGAUCGAUGAAGCUCCUCGGUAUGAUUCUCUCUUUGUUUCGUUACCUAAUCCGAAAACUGUUUGUAAAGCCACAAUUUCUCAGUUCUUUUACGAUUCUUUGGCUCUUUCUGCUUGGAAAUCUACUGGGUUUUCCACUUGGUCGCUGAGAGUCAAUCCCAGUAGCGGGAAUUUGCAUCCCACUGAGGCGUAUUUGAUAUCUCCGCCUAUAAAAUCGAUAUCAGAUUCUGGGUUUGUCGCGCAUUAUGCUCCUAAAGAGCAUGCGUUGGAGAUUAGAGCUCAAAUUCCAGAUGGGUUUUUCUUUAAAUUCUUUCCUGAGAACAGUUUUCUUAUUGGGUUGUCGUCGAUUUUCUGGCGUGAGGCUUGGAAGUACGGUGAGCGAGCGUUUCGGUAUUGUAAUCACGAUGUCGGCCAUGCCAUUGCGGCGGUUUCCAUGGCUGCUGCAGGAUUGGGUUGGGAUGUGAAGGUUCUUGAUGGAUUGGGAUAUGAUGAUUUGAAGAAGCUCAUGGGGUUGCAUACAUUCCCCGAGUUUGAAAUCCCAUCCCGACCUGUGAAGGGUUCGUUUCCAGUGAUCGAAUUCGAGCAUCCUGAUUGUGUUCUUGCUGUUUUUCCUAAUGGUACUGCUGAUUUUACCUUGAAUUACGAGGAAUUGAGCUCUGCAAUACAGGAAUUCACUGAGUUAGACUGGAAAGGAGAGGCAAAUUUGCUCAGCAAACAGCAUAUAUGUUGGGAUAUAAUUUAUAGAACAGCCAUGGCUGUAGAGAAGCCAUUAACAGGUGAAUGCAGAGCUUUAGUUCAUCCAUUUGAGAGCAGUGGGGUUAUUGGUGAACGUCCAUACAAGGAUUUUACAGUGAGGGAAGUCGUGAGGAAGCGCAGGAGCGCAGUCGACAUGGACGGUGUCACAUCGAUAACAAGAGACACGUUUUAUCAGAUUCUUUUACAUUGUGUGCCUUCGGGUUCUCGUGGAGGGGAGAAGCAAAGGGAAGGAUUGGCAUUGCCGUUUCGAGCUCUGCCAUGGGAGGCUGAGGUUCAUGCUGCUAUGUUCGUUCACAGGGUGGUGGGAUUGCCACAGGGUCUGUACUUUUUGGUGAGAAAUGAAGAUCAUUUUGAUGAGCUGAAGAAAGCUACUAAACCAGAUUUUAAGUGGGUGAAGCCUGAUGGUUGUCCUAGUGAUCUCCCUCUGUAUGAACUACAUAGAGGUGAUUAUCAGGCACUUUCCAAGCGACUGUCAUGCCAUCAGGAUAUUGCCAGUGAUGGUUGUUUCAGCCUGGGAAUGAUUGCUCAUUAUGAGCCUACGCUGCGGCAAAAAGGUGUUUACAUGUAUCCUCGACUCUUUUGGGAGACUGGAGUUCUUGGGCAGGUGUUAUACCUUGAAUCUUAUGCUGUUGAUAUAUCUGCAACUGGAAUUGGUUGCUUCUUUGAUGAUCCUGUGCACGAAACACUAGGGUUGAAAGGAUCAAACUUUCAAAGCCUGUAUCAUUUCACCGUUGGAGGUCCUGUCUUGGACAAGCGAAUAAUGAGCCUACCAGCAUAUCCUGGCCCCAACGUGGAUGCUUAACUGCAAGGUUAUUUUCUCUCACUGUAUAAUAAUAUUUCAAAGCCUUAAAAGAACAAGGGACUUUCGUCCUCAUAAUCAGAGUCUUAGCGUAAAAAUGGAAGCAAAUUGCUUCUUUAGAUAAUAAAACCAAACUACUGCCGAUAACAAGUAAAUUCUCAUUGUUCUAGCUUAGGAUGAGUCAGUAGUGCAAGUGUCGAAGCUCACUAUUAGUA
Molecule: messenger RNA, 2182 nt
Organism: Cucurbita moschata (crookneck pumpkin)
Lineage: Eukaryota; Viridiplantae; Streptophyta; Magnoliopsida; Cucurbitales; Cucurbitaceae
Exons: 3
Coding region: 27-1970 (647 amino acids)
Molecular function (GO): oxidoreductase activity
Source: RefSeq, a predicted model, not a curated record